Messenger RNA from Strongylus vulgaris, 3121 nucleotides. NCBI's taxonomy places the organism in Eukaryota, Metazoa, Nematoda, Chromadorea, Rhabditida, Strongylidae. The record is from the annotation of a GenBank genome assembly.
UUCUCUAUUGAGUACUUACAAGAAAAUGUGAAAUUGUUUUUUUUUAGAAUCUCCAACAACAUUUGGUUCUGUCCGCGAACGGAUUGCUCGAUUCGAAUCGUUGCAAGAUGAAAAGUCUACAAAAUCGUCACCCGACAAGACUUCCGUUGAUAUCGUAGUCACGCCUGUUAGUCCUGUGUCAGGAAUGCGAUUUGAAAAUGAGGAUAUAGCUCAAGAACCACUCAGUCCGUCUAUUGAAUCUGAAGUUUCACAAGCAGAAGUCAAAAGCUCGUCGUCUUAUAGUGGAGAUGAACAUAGUCCCAGAUUUGAAAAACCUGACAUCCGCGAAAAAAGAGCGAUCACAGAAGAACCCACUCGAGUGCCAUCACCUCCUAGGGAAGAAGUAUCUAAAAAAGAAUAUACAAAAAUUGACGAAUAUCUCACACAUCCCAGUACUUUCUUAGAAACGACCACAGAAGAAAUAAUUGAGUUGGAGGAACGUUCCGAAUCGCCACAGUUGGCAGACACAGCGAAAAGACCACAUGAUGAGGAUCAGUACGAAGUGAUUCCACCAAUCCCAGUUCAAGAAGAAGCACCUGGCGAAGAACAGCCCAAGAUAGCGGAAACACGGACUACCCCUGUAACCUUUUACGAGAUGCCUGAAAAAGAGGAGAAGGCUGUAGAGCAAGAGGAGGCACGACUGUUACCUGAGUAUUCUACACCUCCGAAAUACGAAGACAUUAUGGAAGAGACGGCAUUUCCAAAAGAAGAGCACGAGUAUCGAACAGUUAAGAAGACUGUCACUACUGUAACUACCACCCGUUACAUGGAAAUGCCAGACGUUACAGAAGGGAGUGUGGAAGAACAGGCGGAGGAAUCUUCACUUUACCCAACACCACGGGAGCCGCAUGUUGAGGAAAUUGAAUAUCCUACCAUGACUAAAACUGUUACCACAGUCACAACUACGAUAGAGGUACCUGAAACACCGGAGAGUGAAAAACUGGAGUCGGAAGAAGGCAAAGCUUUGGAUUUGUCCAAAAAAGAGAUAGAACGAGAAGGUGAUGAAAUAAGCGUGCGUGAAGCUCCAAAAAUUGCCUCAAUAUCUGCAUAUAUCCCCGAAGUCAAACCUUCCCCAGAGAUAUUUGAACUUGAAGAAACUAUUUCGCACACUCCCACACUAUAUGAUAUGACACGAGGUUACGAAAUGACAACAGAAAGCGACUUCUCUACGGCACCGAAAACUGUCACGACCGUGACGAGGACCCCUUAUGAAGAAAUACCCGAAACAAUAGCACGCAAAGAAGAGUACGCUGUAGAACCAGAGAAGGAUGAAAAUAGGGACAAAGUGGCUGUAAGAGAAACUAUAACCACCGUUACAACGACUCGUUAUGGAGAGGAGCCUGCGAUACCAACGGACUUCGAAAGGUAUGAUCAACAGCCUAAAGCUGUGGAAACACCGGCACACACUCGUGAAGAAUAUUCGCCUGUAAUCGGCGCUAUCACUACUGUUUCAACCACACUCUAUGGAGAAGAGCCUGAAAUUCCAGAGCGCUUUGAAAGGUAUGGACGAGUGCCACCAACAAGUGUGGAAUCAUUCGUGAGCCCCGUCUCCACGGAAGAAUAUCCGCAUGUGGGUGGGGCCAUCACCACUGUAACAACCACAUUUAACAGGGAGGAGCCCACAGAAGAGCAUAUGGGAAUAGAGACACCACCUUUGAGGGAAGAUAUCACAGCUAUCACAACAACUCAGUAUGGAGAAGAGCCUAAGACCGAGAAGGGCUCUGAAAUGUAUGGGAGAGAGUCAACAGCUGCGCAACCAGUAUUGAGUUCAGUAUUUAGUGAAGAAUAUCCACCUACUGGGGAGACUAUUACAACUGUGACGACUACGCUUCAUAAGCAGAAGCCUGAGGUCAUCGAAGACUUGCAAGGAUACGUAAAAUUACCGGUGGCCCCCUCUGCGUCAGAGGAUUCACCAAAGACGGAAGCUAUCACUUUUGCAACCACACAUUAUGAGGAGGAAGCCAAGACUUUAAGGGGCUCUGAAAAAUAUAGACGAGAUUCAUCAAAGUCUCCAAUUAGCCCCACCAGAGAGGCAUAUCCUCCUGUUCAAGAGACCGUAACAAUAACAAUGACACGUUAUGAAGAGGGUCGCGAAUCUCCAGAAAGUACUGAAAGAUAUGAGGAAGAAAUAAUAAAAACUGCGGGUUUACCAGAAACUUCUAGCUUUGAAAAAUACUAUCCUCCUGUCAGGGAAACUACCACUACUAUCACACUGACAGAAUACGAAGAAGAGCCAGAGAUUCAACAACCCGAAAAAUAUAAAGAUAUUUUACAAAUUGAAGGUAAACCAGUAAGUUCACCUUCUUUCGAAGAAUAUCCACCAGACAGGGAAACGACUACCACCAUAACAAUGACUCACUAUGAAGAAGAAGGUGAUGUCCUAGAACACUUCGACAGAUAUGCGCAAAAGUUCAAGGCUUUGGAAUCACCAGUGAGAGGCCUUCACUUUGAGGAUAAGUACCCGCCUGAGGCAGAAAGCAUAGCCACGACAUGGAAGUACGAGAAACCCGCGACCACUGAAGAAUCUGAGGAAUACACGACAAAAGAAUUAUCAAGAGAAAGAAUUCCAGGUACUCGAAUCACACAAGAAGAAAUCAGCUCAGGAAAAUUACCUUUCACUUCAGAUCACUUUGAAAGUGAAGAAACCAUUGGUGAUAAACGAGGCGGCUUCGCUACAAAGGUAGCGACGUUUGCGCGAGGCGCUUUUGUAGCUCCCGCUGCAUUGGCAGCCAUGGGAGCAUCGGCAGCGUAUGAUGCUCUAACAAAAGAGGGUGAGCCAAAAGAAGAAGUGCAUGAGGAAUUCAGGGAAGAGAUAGUAAAGGAGUUACCAAAGCCCGAAGAAUCACCAAUCAGCCCAGUUACACGAGAAGAGAUGUUUGGAGAGAAGUUCCCUACAGUGACAGAAGCCAAAAAGCUGGAAGAAGUGUCACCAAAACCAGAGCGCGAAUCUCCCGAACUGGCGGAAUCUCCAAUAAACACACUUUCAAGAGAAGAGACAUUUGGAGAGAAGUUCCCCACAGUGACAGAAGCCGAAAAACUGGAAGAACGCGUGUCACCAAAACCAGAGCGCGAAUCUCCCAAA